AUGGCGAACCACGUCCCACCACCCUACUCAGGCCAGCCACGACGAUACCCUGGGCCAGUCAGCGCCGUCGCACCCCAGGCGGCUCUAGCCAACCACAACUCCGCGUUUCGCAUAUGCAUUGACACGUCCACAACUGUCCGCCAGGACAACAAUAUUGUCGAUAUUGCUGGGUCGGCAGCCGAGCAGGCCGGUGCCAUCGCCGAAGCUGUGACUGCAGCAUUGCACAGAAACAGCUCGGCAGAAUGUGGCAUUCCCAUGAUCGACGGAGAUGGCCACCCACGGCCCAUUGAUGUCGAGAUAAUCGCAUGCCUCACUGUAGACGGGAGCGGCAACUUCGUGGGCGAUGCCAAAAGUCUCGCCGGUUUUGGGCAACAGCAGUAG
This is a messenger RNA of Emericellopsis cladophorae, 381 nucleotides long. RefSeq lists its product as uncharacterized. Lineage: Eukaryota; Fungi; Ascomycota; Sordariomycetes; Hypocreales; Bionectriaceae. The coding region runs from base 1 to 381 and encodes 126 amino acids. The transcript has a single exon. The record is from RefSeq and is a predicted model, not a curated record.